Daldinia vernicosa is the source of this 1062-nucleotide messenger RNA. RefSeq names its product ribonuclease H-like protein. Gene Ontology annotation, molecular function: RNA-DNA hybrid ribonuclease activity; nucleic acid binding. Lineage: Eukaryota; Fungi; Ascomycota; Sordariomycetes; Xylariales; Hypoxylaceae. The record is from RefSeq and is a predicted model, not a curated record. The transcript has a single exon. The coding region runs from base 56 to 910 and encodes 284 amino acids.
GUUGUCAUCGCCCUCCCAAUCGACAGGUCGUCAAAUAUCUUUAUUAUUGGUUAAUAUGAUGAAACCUCACCACAACUCGGAGUUGUCGAGGGACUGUGCUAAGGCGAAUAUUGCCCUUGUAGCUGAAUCGCAACAAGCACCGCGAUUUCGUAAACGAUUGACGCGUCGCACGCCAAUUCGAUCUGCAUCCCGCUUCGUUCCUCAAGAUCCCAACGAAACACCAGAGCAUCAUUUUCCCCUACAAACUAUUUCCUCGCGAUUUGCCCAGUCUCGCUUCAUCAACCGCUACGACAGCCGUGAGAUAUUGAUUCUUAUUGACGGGAGUUGCAUCAAUAAUGGAAGCAAGAAUCAGACUGCCAAGCCAUCUUCCGGUGGGUGCAGUUUCACAUUCAAAGGGCCAGGAAGAUACGGAUCCGAAGUAGAACAUCCUUUCAAGGAUGCUAAUUACAAUGACGGUGGGAUGGUCGGAUUUCCUCUGGAGAAGUGUGGACCUAGAGGCGAGAAUUACGAUGCGACAAGCAACAGGGCAAAACUUAGAGCAGUAAUUGCAGCACUCGAAUUUCGCGACUGGCAAGAAGAAGGAUGGCGGCGCAUCGUCAUUGCGACCGACCUCAAAUACGUUGUUGACGGCGCAAUAAGCCAUCUGCCAACAUGGGUUCGACGCGGUUGGCGGACUAGCAAGUUGAAGAAAGUAGCUAACCGAGACCUGUGGGAAGAACUCAAUGGCGUUAUUGAGAAUUUGCAAAGGCGUGGUACCUCUAUUUCAUUCUGGCUACUUCGUUCGGGCAGCUUGGCUAAGACUAAGUCGACACUGGUACGUGAGACUAAAGGUGCCGCAAGAGAGGCCGCUAUUGAGCAUACUGAUGAAACUGCGCUGGAGUUUACAAGGCUGUGUGGCAUCAUGUUAUAAAGCCGUGAUCUUUCGAUUUUGGGUCUUUUACGAGGGCUCCGUAUCUGAUGAUGUUAUACCAAGCAUCAUCAAGAGAGAACAUUUUGUAUGGUCAGGAUCUGCUGUGGUACUACACUUUGACUCUCAUUCCGAGUUGCAAACACAGUUCGCAG